UUUUGCAACUUUGAUAGCAGCCACCAUUCUUACGUUCUAAAGGAAACGUGACUCUUUAGUUUGGUGUGUCACGUGACUCCCGCUCUAGUAUUCUGCUUGACAUACUGUUCUUGCUCCAUCCCCUGUUGCUGCUGGUUCAACAGUAUGCGGUCUGUCUUAGGUUUAAUUUUGGUAAUUAUUGGGGCGACUUUUUACCUAUAUUUGCUCUCUACCUACCUACCCCCAAUUCGCCGACAGGUUCGACUACAAAAUGAAGACGCGGAGCAAUCUCAGAAUGAAGGAGAGAAUCAGGAAAUCUUCAAAACAGUGGAAUACAGGUUGAAAUUCCCGUCGGACCUGGAGGAGCUCAAGGAGUUGGCUGAACUCCUUCAGUUCUACAGGACGGAGCACACAUCUUACGUGCUGCUCCUUUUCUGCAGUGCAUACCUCUACAAGCAGUCAUUUGCUAUCCCUGGCUCCUCAUUUCUGAACAUCCUGGCCGGAGCUUUGUUCGGGCCAUGGCAAGGGCUGCCGCUGACCUGUGUCCUCACCACGGUGGGGGCCACAUUCUGUUACCUCCUUUCUCAAGCCUUUGGCAAGCGGCACAUCAUAAGACUCUUUCCAGACAAAGUAACCAUGCUUCAGAAAAAGGUGGAGGACAAUAGGAACAGCUUGUUGUUCUUUUUGCUUUUCCUUCGAUUUUUCCCCAUGAGUCCAAAUUGGUUCUUGAACAUGACGGCACCGGUUCUCAACAUCCCUGUCACGUUAUUUGCUCUCUCCAUCUUCAUAGGAUUGAUGCCGUACAAUUUCAUCUGCGUCCAGACGGGCUCCAUGCUGUCUGAGCUGACCUCGCUGGACGACCUGUUCACCUGGGGCACGGUGCUGCAGCUGCUGGCUAUUGCCUGCGUGGCCCUCCUCCCCGGGGCUCUGAUCCGCCACUACAGCCAGAGCCGCCUCAAGCUGGACGGCGUGGAGCAGAACGGCGUCAGCCACGAGCGCAAGGACAGAUAAAAACAACGUCCCCCCAGUGAUGACCAUCAUCACUACGACGACGACCAACGCCAGCACCAGCACCAGCACUGGACUGCCACACACACAGUGUUUUUUUUAAACGUUUUUAUAUGAGGGAAAGACUGAAAGUGAACGGAAAGUGUUCACUUCGGGGUCUGUGGCUUAACGUAUGUUUGAGUCUGGCGAGGGUCAACCGCUGGGCGCCAGUGGUGAAAAUGAGAAUAUGCUCUAACACACUGCAGAUGUCCACAGUGUGGAUUAAUGAACCUGUGCCUCCAUAGGAGCUUUGGCCAUAAAUGUGAUCUACCCAGAUUUGACAGAAAAUGUUGUAUUUCAGUGUGUAAUGGGUCGUUCACACCAGGAACGAUGACUAUGAAGAUAACCGUAGCGAUCCGAGUGUCCACACAGGCCAAUGAUAAGGGAAGUCUUUUGUUAAUGAAUGUUAUGUCUAAAAUUUGACAGAUUUGAUGUUAGCUUUUUAUCCUUCUUAAAGUAACUCUGAAAAUGAUCCCCAAUGAUAUGGUUCUUCAUGUUGUUAUUAUAAUUUAUGUGUGGAGUGGAAGUGUAAAUCAUAUUAGCUAGAGCAAUAGUUAUCAUUCUUGGUGUGAAUGACCGUUAAGACUGGCAGAACAUUGAAGGUGACUGUUUGAAUUUCGAUAAUCUAAAUGACAAUCAUUUGAUGUAGGCUUUGUGAAUCUGUUCCGUGACAAGUGACUAAAGCACUCUUAUUUAAAUCACAGGCCUUGAUGUCUGACCGAACCAGUUUCCUUAAAACUUUUGUUUUUACCUGAGAGUCAAGUAUCAAGACACUUGCUGAAUUUUUAAUGAACUAGCCAUUGUAAUAGGAAACCCACACCUGAAGGUGGAAUUGAGGUCCAGGUUUGCGUGAAUUACUUGACAUUGGUUCUCCCAUGGCUGAUAGAGAGGGUAUGAAUGCAAAAUACAUACUGCACCCAACAUACUUGUUGGUUGUUCAAUUGCAAAUAGAAAGAACGAAAAUGUAUGUAUUUUGUAUGCUAUAAUGUAUGCUGAAGGGAUUGCUUUUUAGUUGGAUCCAAAGCAGUUGGUAUUAGUCUUUGGGGUCUUUGUAUUAAACUGCCAUUGAUAAUAUAUGUUCAGAUAUGUAAGUGCCUCCUGGAUCUAAUUUGUGAUGUGUUUAUUAUAUAAAAAAAAGGGAUCUACCUCCAAAUUAAAAUGUAAUAUGUCCUCUUGUAAUAUGAUACAUUUGUAUUUUGGGUUUGUGGGUGAUUUUUGACUCCGUGUGUAACUACUUCAUGAUGCAUAUGUGGUCUCUGGAUCCAUUUAGCAGUGUUCUUUUGUGUGUGUGUGUGUUCAUCUAACACACAAGAACAUAAAGCAAAUGUGCUUUUU
Sardina pilchardus (European sardine) is the source of this 2361-nucleotide messenger RNA. It is a transcript of the gene tmem41aa, whose product is annotated as transmembrane protein 41aa. The transcript is spliced from 5 exons. The record is from RefSeq and is a predicted model, not a curated record. The coding region runs from base 145 to 990 and encodes 281 amino acids. NCBI's taxonomy places the organism in Eukaryota, Metazoa, Chordata, Actinopteri, Clupeiformes, Clupeidae.